ACUCCGGGCGGGAGGAGGCUCCCGCUCGCUCCACGUUCAUUAGUUCAACACAGCCCAGCUGAGCAGUUGGUGUCUCUGGAGGGUCAGUGCUGGAUGGGACCAGAUCUUUCCGAGCCACUUGCUGCUUCUUGCUAGCCAGCUCUGAAAGCGCCCAGAGGCUUCAGAAGAGCUGGAUGAAUCCUCAGCACUAGCCGUGGGGCUGGUCGGCUUCUGUCUGUGGAGGAAGUUAAUGGUUUAAGUGAGGGGCGUCUGGAUCUGGUCCCCGAGUCACCAUGACACUCCUGGGGUCUGAGCACUCCUUGCUGAUUCGGAGCAAGUUCAGAUCAGUUCUACAGCUGCGGCUUCAGCAGAGGAGGACUCGUGAGCAGCUGGCAGACCAGGGCAUCAUGCCACCCCUGAAAAGCCCAUCCACAUUCCAUGAGCAGCGAAAAAGCCUGGAGCGAGCCAAGACUGAAGAUUAUCUCAAGCACAAGAUCAGAAGCAGGCCUGAGCGAUCAGACCUGGUCAAUAUGCACAUUUUACAAGACUCAGCUGCAGAGGGGUCCAUUCAGUCUACCCAGAUGAAGCUGAAGAGAGCCAGGCUGGCAGAUGAUCUCAACGAAAAGAUUGCUCUCAGGCCGGGGCCCUUGGAGCUGGUGGAGAAGAACAUCAUUCCUGUCGACUCCUCUGUCAAGGAGGCCAUCAAAGGCACCCAGGUCAGCUUCCCCAAGCCUGCCGAUGCCUUCGCCUUCGAUGAGGACAGCAGCAACGAUGGACUGUCCCCGGAGCAGGCCCGCGGCCAGGACUCCCCGGGUGCCACCGAGCCGGCAGUGGGCACCAAGGUCCCGGAGCCAGCCCCCACCGGACCACCACAGGAUCACCCCCACAGUGCUGACAGCCAUGCCUCAGACGCAGCCCCAGGCCAGGGCAGCCGGUGUGACAGCCCCAAGCAGCCAGCGGGGCAGGAGAGCCCAACCCUCACAGUGCCCUCCGCUGUGAAGUCCAAAUCAUCCAGUGACAACAAGAACCGUCACAAGAAGCCCAAGGACACCAAGCCCAAGGUGAAGAAGCUGAAGUACCACCAGUACAUUCCCCCAGACCAGAAGGCAGAGAAGUCUCCUCCACCCAUGGACUCUGCCUAUGCCAGGCUCCUCCAGCAGCAGCAGCUCUUCCUGCAGCUCCAGAUUCUCAGCCAGCAGCAGCAGCAGCAACAGCAGCACUUCAGCUACCCAGGGAUGCACCAAGGCCAGCUAAAGCAAUCCAAUGAGCAAAUGGUCAAAAGCUCAAAUUCUUCAUCAACUUCUGUCAGCAACACCCCUCUCUCUCCUGUGAAAACCACCUUCUCAGGCCAGACUUGUGUCUCAUCUAUCAAGCCAGGCCCUCUGCCAUCCAACCUGGAUGAUCUGAAAGUGUCAGAGCUGAGGCAGCAGCUCCGGAUACGAGGGCUGCCGGUGUCGGGCACCAAGACGGCGCUGAUGGAGCGGCUGCGCCCCUUCCAGGAGUGCGGCGGCAGCGCAGUGCCCAGCUUCGGCGAGAUCACCACCGUCACCUUCCCGGUCACCCCCACAAGCACCCUGUCCACUUACCAGUCGCAGUCCUCCACCAGCAUGUUAUCAAACGGCUUCUACCACUUCGGCAGCACCAGCUCCACCCCGCCCAUCUCCCCAGCCUCCUCUGACCUCUCCGUGAGCGGCUCUUUGCCGGACACCUUCACCGAGGGGCCCUUGUCCUCGCCGCAGUUCGGUCUGCAGCCGUCGCCCGUGCACGGCAGCGCUGAAGAGAGCCUCAUGAGCAGCAUGAACGGAGGGAGCAUCCAGCUGGAGCUGGAGGGGGUGGACACGGAGAAAGACAAGAUGCUGGUGGAAAAGCAGAAGGUCAUCAACGAGCUGACGUGGAAACUGCAGCAGGAGCAGAGGCAGGUGGAGGAGCUCCGGAUGCAGCUCCAGAAGCGGAAGAGAAGCAGCGGCCUGGAGGAGAAGCAGCAGCCCCCGCAGCAUUUCUUCGGUGUCCCCAUCAAGCAGGAAAGCGCAGUCUCCAGCUGCCCCUUCGCCUCCAAGCAAACGGCCGCCAAGGGCCCAGCCGGCGGCUCGGAGAAGCUGAGUAGCUGCGGGGCGCAGCUGCCCCACGCCAGCAGCCGCUGCCUGGAACCCGCGGGCCAAGGCACCCUCACCUCCUCCACCUUCCUCAGCCCCCAGUGCUCCCCUCAGCACUCUCCCCUGGGGCCCGCCAAGAGCCCCCAGCACAUCAGCCUGCCGCCGUCCCCCAACAGCCACUACCUGCUGUCGCUGUCGCCCGGCGCCGCGCCCGACGGCCAGAGCGGCUCUCCGCACGGCGGCUGCCUGCGCCCCGCGCCGCAGAUGACAAGAAGUCAGCAGAUGGACGAGCUCCUGGACGUGCUGAUUGAAAGCGGAGAAAUGCCAGCCAAUGCCAAGGACGACCGCUCCUGCCUGCAGAAGGUGCCUCAGAUAACAGUGUCCACAGGGAGCUCCGGCGCUCCUCUCCCCAAGCCGUCUGCCCCCUUCGAGCAGGUGCCCUCAGCCCAGCUCUCCUUCGAGCACUGCCCGGGCAGCGGCGACGCUCACCUCGAGGUGCUGCUGAACGCCCACAGCCCCCUGGGCAGGGUCAGCGAGAUCGCCCUGCUGAAGAUGGGGGCGGAGGAGCCUCACUUCGAAGGGGUGCUGGAGGGCUUCUCCAGCAAAGCCGCCGACGAACUGCUCACCUCCCAGGAGAUCCUGCAGACCCCCCUCUCGCCCAUGGACACGCAGCUGUCCCCUUCCCCUGCCGACGGCCCCGCGCUGCAGAUGAGCUUCACCGAGUCUCCGUGGGAGACGAUGGAGUGGUUGGACCUCACCCCACCCAGCUCCGCCACCGCCUUCGGCUCGCUCACCCCCGCGGGCCCCAGCAUCUUCAACAUCGAUUUCCUGGACGUCACUGACCUCAACCUCAACACCAGCAUGGACCUGCACCUGCAGCAGUGGUGAAGGGCAGGGCGCUGGGGGCAGGACGCCGCAAGGCUGCAGCAGCCAGCGCAGGGUUUCUGUCGCGGCAGAGCCCACGCUGGGCUCCUGUGCCGCAGCCAGGGGGAGCUGAAGUUAUUUUCCCGGCAGAUAAACUCGGUUGGACUUCAGCGGCUGCGAAUGCACAGCACACCAGCUCUGGAGCUCUGGUUUUCCUCCGUCGCCACGUCCCCACAGAGGACACCAGUGCCUUUAACCACACUUCUUCAGAUUGCCAAAGAGCUUCGGGUUUCU
This is a messenger RNA of Pogoniulus pusillus (Red-fronted tinkerbird), 3230 nucleotides long. RefSeq names its product myocardin (gene MYOCD). Gene Ontology annotation, biological process: smooth muscle cell differentiation; positive regulation of transcription by RNA polymerase II; cardiac muscle cell differentiation. Lineage: Eukaryota; Metazoa; Chordata; Aves; Piciformes; Lybiidae. Bases 273 to 2960 code for a protein of 895 amino acids. The record is from RefSeq and is a predicted model, not a curated record. Gene Ontology annotation, cellular component: nucleus. Gene Ontology annotation, molecular function: transcription coactivator activity. The transcript is spliced from 12 exons.